Messenger RNA from Gaeumannomyces tritici R3-111a-1, 2982 nucleotides. RefSeq lists its product as hypothetical. The record is from RefSeq and is a predicted model, not a curated record. The coding region runs from base 1087 to 2358 and encodes 423 amino acids. NCBI's taxonomy places the organism in Eukaryota, Fungi, Ascomycota, Sordariomycetes, Magnaporthales, Magnaporthaceae. The transcript is spliced from 3 exons.
CCCUCCUCUGGGAUUUCUGCGCCUGUUCAAAGUCGGAACAUCACCAGGAACAUGCAGCAAGCACCCCACGUGUUCGCCUUUGAAGGACCACGCCACUGUAUUAUAACAGACAGGCAGGCAGGCUAGCAAGCAAGGACUCUAAGAAUGAUACAUUUACGUCCCUCCAAGGCUCCAAGGCGCGGCGUUGCGAGAACAUGGGGAGUUCUCUCGGCGCUGGUGACGUGCGGGGAAGCUAGUCCGUCACAGAGUCACCGAGCUCGGCAAGGCGGGGAAGCUAACCACCAGAUCUUAGCCACGAUCGGGUGUCAUACAUGUGGCGCAUUUCUCGCCUGUUCCUCAGCACCAGCCACCGUAUUGGUCAACGGCCGUUGACAAGCCGUCUUGGCGGGGUCCUUCCCAGAUCUGAAAGCAGUCACUCACCGCCUGGAAAGACAAAGAUGCCAGAACCAAGGCGGACGCGGUCACGGCCCCUCGAGCGGGCCAGACAGCACACGUGUCGCGGGUGGGUGAUCAGGAGUGACGUACCAGCAUGGGGCGUAGUAUGUGCAGCGUGGCAGACGAAAAGCUGACAGCAAGGCGGGAGGGGGGCCACUGGUUUCGCACGUCGGCCUGCUUCACCGGCGUUCCAAUAGAAAGGCAACGAUCAUCAGGGUCCAUGCGGCGAAUAAGGGGUGCGGCGCAAAGCGUUAGGUGAUGCCUGAGGAAAUGACAUCUCGUGGCCGCGGAAUUGGCGCCGGAGCCUAAGGAGGUCAGGACGGCGCGAGGGGGGCGCGAGGGGGCGUUCCUGGAUUGGCCGAGGGAGCGCCAAGACCUUGUGCGGCUGGCUUGCGAUGGCGGUGGUGCGUUGCCCCGCACGCCUCCCAACGCGGUCUGGGUUCCAGCCCAAAGCCAGCCUCGCUUCAAGAGACGGACCUGGCCGAGGGCAGCAAAAGGAAGACACACAUUGCUCCCCCAAGAAUCGCGAGACAGAGACGGACAAGGCAAGACAGGCAACAGACACCAAGACCCCGGACCCAGAGCCGGAUAGGAAACGUCUCUCGCAGUCGUUUCCUCCAACGGCCCGCCUUUUACCAAGUCUUUAUAAGCAUGCGGUUCGGCGACAGCAUCAGAAAGCUCUUGGAAACCUACGGCAAUUGUCUCCAGCUCCUGGAGGUCUUCAGGCGCCGCACGGACGAGACAAGACCCGAGUCGGACGCGGCUUCGCUCCUCCAGAAGUCUCUCAAGUCGGAUCGCGACAAGAUCGAACGGCGAUAUGCCUCUCGGCUGAGCGAGAGCGGCAGGCGCCUCGCGCGCGGUGACGACAAGGCCAAGUCCGUCCUGCGACGGACGCUCAAGAAGCUCAACGCCGCCCUGGUCGAUCUUCUCCAUAUGGGCAAGCAUGAUGACGCGAUGCUGCCUUAUGACGCGCUUAAGCGACUGUCUAACUCGUCGCGUAUCGACGCCGUCAACGCCAUCGACCAGCUCUCGCACAGACUCGCGAGUGCACCCUCGCGGCGGUCCUUGGCAUCAUCUAGCGGGGUCGCGUCGUCGUCGUCGACGUCGGCCGACGGACAUCGACGGCGCCGGGCUUCGGCGUCGGAUGCGGGCACAUCAAUCGCCCCGCACUCGCCCACUAAGCCGCCGCCCACAAAGACGCGAAAGGACCCGGGCAAGAGGUCGUCGCGGAAGGUGUCCAAGGAGGCUGUUGCUGCUUCCAAAAAGGCCCACAGAUCAAGCGAGCCAAAGAGGGACAGCAGGAAGCUGUCGAAAAGCGUCACAUCAAGCAGCACUGCAACCGCCCCAGGUGGCGGCAGCACUGGAAGCAGUAGUGGCUUCACAGACAGCCACGCAGUCGGCGGCAGGAACAACAGCACCGCUACUGACGGCGGCACCGGCGCCGGGGCCACCAACACCGCCGCAACCACAACAGUCCCCACCGGCGUCAGCGACGCCCACGACCCGACCGUCAGCAGCAGCGGCAGCAACAGAGACAGCACCAGAACUGGCACUGGCACUAGCCCCGGGAUCAACAUCAGCACCAGCAGCGACCACGGUGACGAUAAAAAGCGCGACAGAAAGGCCGACCUGGAGGACCCCUUUCCCCUUAGGCCCAGGAGCCCGUUUCGAAGUCACCGGUUCUCGAGGAGCGUGGCCAACAGGAUGUCCAUGAUGACUGUCUCGUCGGUCAGCACCAAGCUCGGGGAGAUACCCGAGCGGCGACGGCUGCAGAGGGUGCACGGGUCCAGCGCUGCUGAGUCGGGCUCGGGCGAAGGCUCCGAAUAUAACGUGCCGCCGACCUACCCGCUGAAACCUUACAGGACCCCGCCAGGCUCAAGGGCCAAGAACAGUGGUUUCUGGGGGCUGUUCAGCAGGCGGUGACAUGUUUUGGCAUUGCGGCGCCCAUGGAAUUUUAGGCUGAUUGAGGCUGGGGGAUAGAAGCAGGGCGCCGGCAUAAAACCCACGAGCAUUCAACGAACUGCCACAGACUAAGAAAAAAAAAGAACAAAAGUCUAAGACAAGAAGAAAAAAAAAAAACGAGAAAACAGAGACAAAUCCCAGAAAAAAAAGUCUGUCAAUGCAAAAUUUGCGGUGGGUGGGACUAGAAAACCGACGCCAGGCUGCUGGUCGGGUCAGAUUUUUCUUUUUUUUUUCUUCAUCUCUCUUUGUAAACAAGCACGGAUACAGCCUGUGGCUGGGUGGGUCUGGGCGUGCAACGGCGCCAGUGGGAGGGGCCACUGCCCAGGGUCUCACGCGAGCUGCCCUGGUCAACAACGGUGGGCGAGUGAGGAGAAACCUGGAUUUUGCUUUUGCUUUCGAGGAACGACCACCGCCCACGGAUUAUUGGCCCAGCCUCGGUCUCGGCCUCGAUGCUGUCUGCACGGACGGGCCUGCGGCUUAGAGGACAGGACGGCCGUUUGCCAGAGACGAGAGAUUGAACACCGUCAACAAAGGCAAAGCAGAGAGACACGAGCCACGGUUCUGGCCAUGAACACAGAGAGUGAC